UCUGACCACUUCACGGUGACGGCUGAAUUCGAUCUCCCCCUCUCCCAUGCCCGCUUUGUCCCCCGGCCGCUCUGGGGAGACGCGAACUGGGACGAGUACGAGAAGCGCAUGAUGAAUGCGCUCCGUCACCACCCUAUCCCCCACCAUCCGGAAGGAUGGACGGAAGACCAAAUUGAUGGAUACGUGCGGUGGAUGGUGGCGACCACGCAAGAUGCUCUUCGAGCAACAGUGCCUCUAUCCAAGCCCAGCCCGUACUCGCGCCGGUGGUGGACCAGGGAGCUCACAGCCCUGCGCAAAGCGAUGAACCGGACUCAACGCAGCUGGCAGAAGCGCGGGAAGGUCGAGGACUGGACGGCAUGGCGAACAGCGCGGAAGCAGUAUCGC
Molecule: messenger RNA, 384 nt
Organism: Schizophyllum commune H4-8
Lineage: Eukaryota; Fungi; Basidiomycota; Agaricomycetes; Agaricales; Schizophyllaceae
Exons: 1
Source: RefSeq, a predicted model, not a curated record